AUGCUGGAUGAACAACUAUCACACGACAUCGGCCGGACUCUCGACAGAGCCAACAUCCAGAGGCCGUCAUCCAACUACGUUCUUUAUCCGACUGGCACUCCUCCGAAGCCUGGUCUUCCACCGGCACCUUUUUAUGGCCCCACCGCUCCAUAUGAGCUACCUGCUUGGAACUUCGCCAACGAAUUCCCGCCUUUACCUUCCAGGAAUUGGCAUCCGACUCCACUCCACCCUCAUCUUCCCUCUUGGUGCCCCGAGCUACCCUCUUUCACGAGGCAGAGACUGACGUGGAAUGAUCUGCCGCUGUUCUUCGAUCUAUCCGCACUGCCGGAUAAGGGAGUACCAUCCAAGCCGCCGCCCUCAAGGUGCCAGGACGUGCAGCUGUGGCAGCCCAGGUCAUAUCCUGAACCCAAGAAACAAUCGCGUUUCUUCCCGCCUCCUGCUCCCGUCAAGCCGAAAAUGAAGUCUCCUUCUCACGCCUGCAAGCUUCACAGUCUUGAUCGAGGGGUCGAACACGAUACGCCAACAUGCCCACCGAAACUCACAAAUGCCACGAACUUGGAGAGCGAGCUGGCAGCUAGCAACAGCACACCCGCGAAUCUCUGGCACAUCCUAACAACAUGCCCUCCCCCCGCCUCUCGUUACAAUACCCUCUACCACCCAUGGAACCCAAUCUACGCCGCCCCUUACGGCACCUUCGACCAUCGACUCGAAGCAAUCGGCCGUCCCAUCGAGCUCGCCAACACCGACCUCCCCUUCGUGCAAAGCAACAGUCUGACAGGCCUGGCAAACUCCCAGGCCGACUUCCCCUUGCCACACGUCGACGACCUCGCGCUGAUCUUCGACACGAGUCCGCCGGUGAACGAACCAACAAGACUGAACGAGCCAAUGGUAGACCCUUACUACCCUUCCAACCAUGAAGCCGAUCUCGCGUCCCUGCCGCCCCUACCUCCUUCUCCCGAGCCAGAGGUAGCGCUGCCGGUACUGGCGGUCAACAUCCCGGCUACCUCAUUCUACCCCGGGGGACACGUCUACCCCGGGGGACACGAAGUCAGUGAUUCAGGGCCACAGCAAAUCGACGCCCACUUCCGCAGUGAGGAAGCGCUAUUCAAACCACCGGCUGCGCUGCCGAGCGUAGCGCCCGCUCCUGUCCCAUCUCCGAUCUCUGAGGACGGAGAGAUUCUCGACGUCGCGCUGUGUCUGCAGAUGGUCGGGCGCGAUGCGGAAGAGAACUGCAGGGCUCAAAGUUCCAACGAAGCGGAGACGUCUCUGUCGACUUCUGUCGUUCUUGUGGACGACGGAUGGGACAUAUUCGACGAAGAGGCAGACGAGAGCUGGGACUGGCGGGAGGAUACUUUUUGCGAGGCGUGGGAGGCGGAGUGGGGUGUGUUUGUGACGGGGGAGGAUAGUGGGUAUGAGAGUGAGGGUGUGGAUGGAUGCGAGGAGGAGGAUGCGGUGUGGGUUCAGAGGUGGAGGUGGGAGUGUGGGAUUGAGAGGGAGCCAAGCUGGAUGGCUCAUGUGGCUUGGUAG
Messenger RNA from Neohortaea acidophila, 1527 nucleotides. RefSeq lists its product as uncharacterized. The transcript has a single exon. Bases 1 to 1527 code for a protein of 508 amino acids. The record is from RefSeq and is a predicted model, not a curated record. NCBI's taxonomy places the organism in Eukaryota, Fungi, Ascomycota, Dothideomycetes, Mycosphaerellales, Teratosphaeriaceae.